AUGCGACAUGUGCGAACUCGACCGCGAGAAAUGUUCUUGCCAACAGUUGCAGUGGUUUUUGGUGAAGUUUUUAAAGUGCUUGCUUGCUUUCUGUGGCUUGUGGUCCAGAAAGCGAGCUUAAUCAAGACACUGAAAAUGAUCCAUGAGGGCACAACCAGGCAACCAAUUGACACUCUCCGGGUGUGUGUGCCUGCUGCUACAUAUGUUGUCCAAAACAAUCUGCUUUACAUUGCGGUAUCCAAUUUACCUGCAACAACAUAUAUGGUCUUAUAUCAGCUAAAAAUUCUCACGGCAGCUCUGUUCACAGUCACCAUUCUCCGAAGACGCCUGUCUUUGGUGCAGUGGCUGGCUCUAGUAAUACUUUUUGGCGGAGCGGCGUUAGUGCAGUUGACGAAACUUUACGGCACUUUCUGCAGCGAAGACGAGUGA
Gongylonema pulchrum is the source of this 429-nucleotide messenger RNA. Lineage: Eukaryota; Metazoa; Nematoda; Chromadorea; Rhabditida; Gongylonematidae. The record is from the annotation of a GenBank genome assembly.